AUGGCAGACAACAUGACAGGUGCCGGCCAGAAGCCACACUUAUCACAGCCACCCUGCCGUCCCGCAAGAAGCCAACCAUCGGAACCACCGCCACCGUUCCCGAACCGCCCCGCCGCUUCCACCAUCCCCGUCCCCACCCCCGCCCCCGCCUGGUUGCGCACCGACUGGUCCGAGACGUCGUUUGCAGUUCCCGUGUUCCAAGGCUCGUUUGCCGCCGGUACACAAAUGGAAUGGGCGGCCAAGAAUGCAACGGUGGCUCUCCACGACGCGUAUCAGUAUGGCGCAUGGGACGUCAUUGUCAACAAGCCCUAUGCCGUCUACCUCGCUGUCUGUGAUGUGGUGCUUCAGCGCAAAGACCAGGCGCGCCUCAAAGACAACGGUGACUUUGACCUCCCGUACUGGCCGCAGUGGAAGGCCGAUCGCGAGCAGGACAUUGACGAGGUGUUUGGCUGGGCCCGGCGAGACCUUGAGCAACACGCGGGAGCCCUCAGCUACGACGACGCGCGGCGUGUGUGCUGGAGCGCGCUGUACGCCGUAUUCUGGGAGGAGUAUGACGCCGAGGAUGGCCCGCCGCCGACUGAGCAGCCCAUUCCAGUGGAGCUCGCCGCGUUUGGCCAGUUUGCACCCCACCCGUCCAACCUCGAGCGUUAUGGCUUGGCGAUCUACCAAGCAGCUGUGGGCAACAUUCUCGACGACCGUGAAGUGAACAGCAGCCUCCGCGACUGGUGCACCAAACACCAAGGCUCGCCUGAGGAAAUCUUGAGCCGCGGGGGCAAGGGACUGCGCGGUCUUCCGCCAUUCCCUCCUGGCUACCAAGCCCCCCGGCCCCCUACGGUGACCGACGACGGCUGGAAGCUGGUUGUUGAGUUGAAUGAUGCGCCAAGCGGGUGUGGUCUGGCCAUUGGACCUGUAGGCGCAGACCUUGUCAACGUAAACAAGGCCAACGAGGCCAUGCGCAUCAUCCGAGCAGACUGCGCCAUGGUCGAACCUCAUCUCGCAAAGGUCACCGCCAACGGGCACUAG
Messenger RNA from Apiotrichum porosum, 1023 nucleotides. RefSeq lists its product as uncharacterized. The transcript has 4 exons. NCBI's taxonomy places the organism in Eukaryota, Fungi, Basidiomycota, Tremellomycetes, Trichosporonales, Trichosporonaceae. Bases 1 to 1023 code for a protein of 340 amino acids. The record is from RefSeq and is a predicted model, not a curated record.